Messenger RNA from Bactrocera dorsalis (oriental fruit fly), 2990 nucleotides. RefSeq names its product leupaxin (gene Pax). The record is from RefSeq and is a predicted model, not a curated record. Bases 616 to 2286 code for a protein of 556 amino acids. The transcript is spliced from 9 exons. NCBI's taxonomy places the organism in Eukaryota, Metazoa, Arthropoda, Insecta, Diptera, Tephritidae.
ACUUUGGCAUCGGUUUGUUUAAUGCACGUUUACGUCAAUCUAGGGAUUUUUAAGGCUAUAUUUAUCAUUGUUUUUAUUUGACAUUUUGCUGAAGUUAAAUAUAUUAAAUAAAAAAUUACGAAAAUUAAAAAUUAUUGAAGCAUUUUUAAACAAUAUGUGCAUUUAAAAUUCGUGUAAAUUAAAAUGGAGAGAAGUUAAUCGGUAUAACUUAUCGAUAGCUUGGUCCAUCGCUAUAGGUAAAACUUGUCUCAUUCCGUCGCGAAUCCAUUUGGCCGUCAAUUGGGGCAAUUGGAGUUUGUAGAGUAUUGUUUAAAAGUGAAUAAACUCGGUUUUUCUGGCUCAGCUAAGUUAUUGCCAGCUUAUUGAGAAUCAUUUUUUUUAAGUUUAAGCUGUGAUUAAUUAUACAUAUUUAUAUACAUACAUAUAUAGUGAAAUAUCAUUCGUAAUACGAUUUUUGUGUGGUGUUGCAUAUAUUUUGUUUUUUGUGUGCAAAGCAGUAACCUUUAUUGAAGUAAAGUUAAAAAGAAGAGCGACUUUUUAAGCCGUGCCAAUUCGUAUUGUGACGAGUUUUUGCAUUCCAAUAGAUCGACAUCAGUAAAAGCUAAAACCAGUACAAUGGAAGACUUGGACGCACUCCUCGCCGAUCUGCAGAGCAGCGUGCCCGGCAAUCGUCCACCACAGUACAAUACCUCAAAUAUUAAUUAUGGCGAUAGCUCAGGCUAUGGCAGUUUGCGUGGUAAAGCAGCGCCGCCACCGGUAGUGCAUCAAGAACACUACAGCGUUACCGAAACAAGAACAGCGCCUUCGCCAACUCGAAGUGUUGGCGGCUACAAUGGUUUGGGCAGCAGCAUCGGAUCGUCACCCGUGGGGCAGUCAUAUAGUUAUCAAAAUCAGGGAACACUUGGACGAACCGGCGGUGCUUACAAUGGUUCGCCCGUGCAACAAAACUCGAAAAAUCUGUCUGAACUGGAUUCGCUAUUGGAAGAUUUGAGUAAUGCCAGAUAUAAUAGUAAUUAUGAAAAAAAAGAAAACAUAGUGCCAACGAGUUACAACUCAAACUCAAAGUAUAAUACCUACAAUUCCAGCGAUGAACGGCCAACAAUUGAUAGCCUCCUUAGUGAAAUGGAUAACGCCUCAAACUAUGCUGUACCUAACGGUAGCCUUACCAAGUCGCCGACGCCUGGACGACACGUUAGCAUUACAGUUCGUGAGACCAAAACUGAGACACUUGCGCCGGAAGGCCCUGUUGGCAUUGUUGAAAAGGAAAUCGUACAGAAUGAUAUUUAUUUACCAAAUCAAGCGCCGCCAUCGGGUUAUGCAUCGUCAGCAACUAAAGAGUUGGAUGAUUUAAUGGCAUCGCUGUCUGAUUUUAAGGUUAAUAACGGUUCGAACCAUCACCACCAAACAGUUACCGAUUACGCUAAGCCGAAUAAGGGCGUAUCACAUUUAACGCAAACUAUCACCGAGACCACCACUUCUACCGUUGUAGAAGAUAACGAACCAGAUCAGUUGGAUUCUAUGCUUGGUAGUUUACAAGCCAAUAUGAGUCGUCAAGGAGUCAAUACCGUGCAAAAGGGCUGCUGCAAUGCUUGCGAAAAGCCAAUUGUCGGACAAGUGAUCACAGCCUUGGGCAAGACCUGGCAUCCGGAGCACUUCACAUGCAAUCACUGCAACCAGGAGUUGGGCACACGCAAUUUCUUCGAACGCGAUGGCUUCCCAUACUGUGAGCCGGACUAUCACAACCUGUUCAGUCCACGUUGCGCUUACUGCAAUGGCGCUAUUUUAGAUAAAUGCGUAACAGCUUUGGAUAAGACAUGGCACACGGAGCACUUCUUUUGCGCACAGUGCGGACAGCAAUUCGGCGAGGACGGUUUUCAUGAACGCGAUGGCAAACCCUAUUGCCGCAAUGAUUACUUCGAAAUGUUCGCGCCCAAGUGCAAUGGUUGCAAUCGUGCUAUUAUGGAAAACUACAUCUCGGCGCUGAACUCGCAAUGGCAUCCUGACUGCUUCGUCUGCCGGGACUGUCGGCGACCCUUCCAAGGUGGCUCUUUCUUCGAUCACGAAGGUCUACCCUAUUGUGAGACACAUUACCAUGCAAAACGCGGCUCCCUUUGCGCCGGCUGCUCUAAACCCAUCACAGGUCGCUGCAUUACUGCCAUGUUCAAGAAGUUCCAUCCGGAACAUUUUGUGUGCGCCUUCUGCUUGAAGCAGCUCAAUAAAGGCACAUUCAAGGAACAAAACGACAAGCCAUAUUGCCACGAAUGCUUUGAAAAGGUUUUCGGUUAAAUAGUUUAACUAAAAUCAUCGCCCAAUAGUAGUCAAGACUAUCACAACAGUCGCAUAUACUGUACAUGCAUACUAAAUAUUAUACAUAAAGAUUAUGUAUGCGCCGCCUAUGUUGUUAGUGUUAGACGUUGGAAAAACGCGUGUUUAUUUUUUAUUUGAAAGAUAACUUUUUGUAAUUUCAACUUUUUCGCUAUUUCAAAAUUGCAUUUUUUUUGCCACGUAACUUGAAAUGUAAAAUAAUUUUGCGCAAACAUUCAAACUUUAGCAUAUAGUUUAUAAUAUUUAAUUAAUUAUAUAUUUUUUUAUUAACCCCAAAGUGCUUAAUGUAACCCAUGCUUAAAUGUUAUGCCGACCAAUCAUUUUUAUUUUUAGACAAUUUUUUGUACCACCUUUUCUUCGUUCUUUAUGUAAACGUAAAAUUCGUAAGUUACAGUUAACAUUUUUAUAAUUUACUGUUAUUAGGUAUACAAAUUACAUUUGUCUUAUAAACGCUAAACUUUGUUGAUAAUAUGUACUAAAAGUAAUCGUUUAUUAUUCGAGUUUGCAAUCGAAAUAAAAGUGGUCUAUAUUCCAACUGUUGGAAGUUCCGAAAAAUUGUAAGAGAUUGUUACCGUAUAUAAAGAGUCAUGAGCAAUUAUUAACGAUUGAAAUUUAUUGGGGAAGCGAAUAAAUCGAAUUGAAUAAAUUUAUAACGAAACAAACUA